Cucumis sativus (cucumber) is the source of this 1305-nucleotide messenger RNA. RefSeq lists its product as uncharacterized. The transcript is spliced from 2 exons. The record is from RefSeq and is a predicted model, not a curated record. NCBI's taxonomy places the organism in Eukaryota, Viridiplantae, Streptophyta, Magnoliopsida, Cucurbitales, Cucurbitaceae. Bases 139 to 1017 code for a protein of 292 amino acids.
UCCAAAUUCCUCUGUUCUUUGACAUAUUCCUCAAAUUAUUCCUUCAAUAAAAACCUCUCACAUAUAUAUAUAAUAUAGCCCAAAUCUCCUUCUCAAAUCACCAAAAGAAAACAAAACAAAAUAAUAAUAUAAGUAGUAAUGGCGGAUCUUCACCGCCUCAUCGGGAGUAAUGACCAGCGCCAGCAGCCGCCGUCGAGCUCCGACAGCGGAAGCGAACACUUGGCUGAAGAAUGUCUCUCCGAGAUGGUGGUUGAUUUUCUUGAAGACUACGACGGUUGCCGGAGAAGUUGGCGGGAGGAUGAUUUUACAGACGGGGAGGCAAUGGAUGUUAUGGCGGGAGCGGAGGCCGAUUAUACGGAGGCGGUGGGGGAAAUUCGGAGAAUGGUGAGUGUGAACGGCGGGAAUGUGGAGGGUUAUAGAGAAGUGCUUGUGGAUAAUGUUCUGGAAGCGGCGGAAUUGGCAGCGGGUUCUUCGUCGGACGGAGUGGUAUCCCGACGGAGGUUGAUGUUGAUUCUGCGUGAGCUUCAUUAUAAUGCGGCGAUCUGUAAGACGAAAUGGGGAAGCUCUAGUGGUGUGGCCGCCGGGGACUAUGAGUUCGUGGACAUCAUCGUGAAUGGGAACAUCCGGUACUUGAUCGACACAAACUUUCGAGGACAAUUCGAGAUUGCAAGGGCCACAGUCCAAUACAAAGAGUUAUUAAAAUCAUUGCCUUUAAUUUUCAUCGGAACGAUAGAGGAGUUGAAGAAGAUGGUGAGGAUCAUGUGUGACGCUGCAAAGGUAUCACUAAAUCAUAGGAAUCUCUUAGUGCCUCCGUGGAGAAAACGCAUUUACAUGAAGAACAAAUGGUUGGGACCGUAUCGUCGAACUAUAAAUUCAGUUUGUGACAAGUCUCCAACGACGAUACUAGAUAAUUCAACUAGUUGGCCAGUCAAAUGUAGGUGGAUUGGCUUUGAUAUGACAAAUGUGGAGACAAACGUUAAUGCAUCUGUUUGUGUGAGAUCGAUUAAGGCAGGUUGAUAACGAUGAUAGAUUAAUCCUCUCAUGAACAUAAAAGGUAUGAAGUAAAUAUGAAGGUUUUGUUCUAGAAUUUUUGGUAAGGUGAGAGAUGUCAACCUCGAAGCUUCAAAGAUAUACAUGAUUUUAAGCGUAGUUGAGCUAUAUUGAGGUGUUUUAGUAGAAUUUUCUUUUUCUAAAAUUAGACGUGAAGAUUAUUGUACACAUACUUUUAGGAAUUGUAAAAAAUAAAGUACCUUGGAAACAUAUUGCUAUAGUAAAAAAAAUAGGGUUAAGAAUGUCGUGUAUCGA